CCGUGGCACGUUAUCGCUCCUUAAGAGGCGCCAUUUCAGACGUGUCCGUCGUCGGUAUCACGAACCAUCUCUGGAUACUUCACUUGUACUGAACGGAAUCCAUAUGGAUUCCUUUUCCUUCUAAUUUCUUUCUGCGAUUUCUUUCUUCUUUGAUACCGUUCUCAGAAUAUUCGAUAAUCACAAUCAAACUUGUAAUAUGUUGGAGGACCAAGUAGCCUAUUUGUUGCAGAGGUAUCUCGGCAACUAUGUUCGUGGCCUUAGCAAAGAAGCUCUCAAAAUCAGCGUUUGGAGGGGUGAUGUAGAAUUAACAAAUAUGCAACUGAAGCCGGAGGCGCUCAAUGCGCUGAAGUUACCUAUAAAGGUUAAGGCAGGGUUUCUUGGAUCAGUGAAGCUUAAGGUUCCUUGGAGCAGGAUUGGUCAAGAACCGGUUUUGGUAUACCUGGAUCGUAUAUAUUUAUUAGCCGAACCUGAGACCCAGGUUGAAGGGUAUAGUGAGGAUGCCAUUCAAAAAACUAAGAAAUCCCGAAUACAUGAUAUGGAAAUGAAGAUGCUGGAGAGCAGGCAGAUCUUAACCACAGAAAUGAACAAAUCAUGGCUGGGGUCCUUCAUCAACACAAUAAUUGGAAAUUUGAAGCUAUCGAUAUCAAGUAUUCACAUCAGAUAUGAGGACCUUGAAAGCAACCUUGGCCACCCAUUUGCUGCUGGUGUGACCUUGGAGAAACUCUCAGCUGCGACGGUUGAUGAUAGUGGGAAGGAGGCUUUUGUCACCGGUGGUGCAUUAGAGCUCCUCCAUAAGUCUGUUGAACUUGAAAGGCUGGCUGUUUAUUUGGACUCUGAUAUUAGUCCAUGGCGCAUUGCAAAACCAUGGGAGGAUUUGCAACCCUUUGAAUGGGAUCAGAUCUUCAGUUUUGGCACAAAGGAUGGAAAACCAGCCAGCGUUCUUGCUCAGACACACACAUACAUUCUGCAACCUGUAACUGGAAGUGCCAAUUAUUCAAAACAGCGUACAAGUUCUCCCGAUCGAGAUCAACCUCUACAGAAAGCAGCAGUGAGCUUGGAUGAUGUGACGAUUUGUUUGUCAAAGAGUGGUUAUAGGGAUUUGCUGAAGUUAGCUGAUAAUUUUUCUGCAUUUAACCAAAAACUAAAAUAUGCUCAUUUCCGUCCCCUUGUCCCGGUGAAAUCUGAUCCGAGAUCAUGGUGGAAGUAUGCCUAUAGAGCUGUUUCAGACCAGAUGAAGAAGGCAAGUGGGAGAAUGUCUUGGGAGCAGGUCCUGAAGUAUGCAACCUUACGUAAAAGAUACAUAUCUUUGUAUGCUUCACUCCUAAAAUCUGACCCCGGUCGAGAAAUCAUUGAUGAUGAUGAGGACAUUGAAGAACUAGAUCGCGAACUUGAUAUUGAGCUCAUAGUUCAAUGGAGGAUGCUGGCACACAAGUUCUUGGAGAAGUCGGCGCAGUCUGAUAUUUACUUGAAGAAACAGAAUACAAAGAAAUCAUGGUGGUCAUUUGGAUGGAACAGCGAAUCUGUUGAAGAUGAAAAUCAACCUGGGUACUUUACCGAUGAGGAUUGGAAACAAUUGAAUGAAAUCAUUGGAUACAAGGAAGGUGAUAACGAUGAACAGUUGCUGAAGAAAGAUGACGAGGGGGACGUCCUUCAUACAUUGCUAGAGGUCCACAUGAAACAUAAUGCCUCAAAACUUGCUGAAGCUCAUGAGUUUGUUGCUGAAUUAUCAUGCGAGAACCUUGGUUGUUUGAUGAAGUUCUACAAAGAUGCAAAAGUUUUUGACAUGAAGUUGGGAUCUUAUCGGUUGUCGUCACCUGAUGGUCUCCUUGCCGAGAGUGCAACAUCCUAUGAUUCAUUAGUUGGGGUCUUCCACUAUAAACCCUUUGAUGCUAAGGUGGAUUGGAGUAUGAUUGCUAAGGCUUCUCCAUGUUAUGUGACGUAUCUCAAGAACUCCAUCGAUCGAAUUGUUAACUUUUUUGAAAGCAAUGCUGCUGUGAGUCAGAAGAUAGCCUUGGAAACAGCCGCUGCUGUGCAGCUUACCAUUGAUGAGGUUAAGCGCUCAGCACAACAACAAGUAAACAAGGCCUUAAAGGAUCAUACCAGGUUCUUCUUGGAUUUGGAUAUAGCAGCCCCCAAGAUCACAAUUCCAACUGAAUUUUCUCCAGACAAUUGUCAUUCCACGAAACUCUUGCUUGAUCUGGGAAACUUGAUAAUUCGUACUCAGGAUGAUCACGAUGACGUUUCUCCAUCUGGCAUUGACAUUUUUUUCCAAUUCGAUGUGGUUUUAAGUGAUGUAUCUGCUUUUUUUGUUGACGGUGACUAUCUAUGGAGUCAACAUUCUCUGAAAGGGUCUGACCGUUCUUCACAGUCUAGCAUCGUUAGUUUUUUGCCUGUUAUUGACAAGUGUGGUGUGACUUUAAAGCUUCAACAGAUCCGAUCAGAGGACCCCUCUUCCCCCACAACAAGAUUGGCUGUGCGGCUUCCUUUCCUGGGAUUUCACUUCUCCCCAGCGCGUUAUCAUAGACUGAUGCAAGUUGUAAAGAUCUUUCAAGGGGAGGACAAUGAUACUGACAAUCUUGUCCGUCCUUGGGAUCUAGCUGAUUUUGAGGGGUGGUUAUCUGUUCUAAGUUGGAAGGGUGUGGGAAGUAGGGAGGCUGUCUGGCAGCGAAGAUAUUUCUGUUUAGUAGGGCCUUUCCUCUAUGUGCUUGAAGCACCUGGUGCUAGGUCAUACAAGCAAUCUUUCAGCUUGCUUGGAAAACAAAUCUGUCGUGUCCCACCUGACAUUAUUGGCGAAGUAGAAAAUGUGUUGGCUGUUUGUCGUACAGAGCGAUCCAUCAGCAAGGUUGUCGAAGAUGCAAACGCCUUGAUAUUACGAUGUGAAUCAGAAGAAUCAAGGAAAAACUGGAAAAGUUUGUUGCAGGGGGCUAUUUAUCGGGCAUCGGGUUCUGCUCCUAUCACUGGUCUAUCAGAAACUUCAUCAGAGUCGGAAGAUUCAGAAGUAGAAGAGGUUCACAAGCUUGAAAUGAAGGAUGUUUCUAUGAUGGAGAAACUGUUUAUAACCGGUGUUUUAGAUGAGCUGAAAAUGUGCUUUAACUAUAGUACUCAGACCGAUCGGAAUCUUAUAAAGGUGCUUCUGGCUGAGGAGAGUCGUUUAUUUGAACUGCGAGCAAUAGGUGGCCGGGUUGAGCUUUCGAUUAGAUCAAAUGACAUGUUCAUUGGAACUGUCCUGAAAGCUUUGGAGGUAGAAGAUUUAGUAUCAUGCAAGGGGGUGCUUCAACCUUGUUACAUGGCACGUUCAUUUAUUCGUCAUGCAGAUGCUCCUUCUGUGUUUCAUACUGUCGAAGAUCAAGGUUAUGGUGGCAACGAUAAAAAUCAAAGUGAAGGAGACGAUCGGUUUUACGAGGCAUCUGAUAGCCUAAAUGAUCCAGUUGAUAGUACAGGGAAUGAAUUUGAGCACUCAAGGUCUCUACCAUCAGACAGAACAAUUUUGAAGACCCCAAGUUUUAGUCGUAUUGCUGGAUUGCUACCAGAUGAUGCUAGUCAAGCUGGGGAAAGUAACUUUGAAGUUACCGACACAUUAGAUAGUUUUGUGAAAGCUCAAAUAGUUUUCAUUGAUUCGAACUCUGUUCUCUAUGAUAAUAUUGAUAAACGCGUGAUGGUUACUCUAGCAACUUUGUCAUUUUAUUGUAGAAGGCCUAUGAUCGUAGCAAUUAUGGAAUUUGUUACCGCUAUCAGCGUUGAGGAUGACAGUUGUGAAUCCUUCAGUGACCAUUCUUCAACAGCCAACGUGAAUGAUAGCUCUAGGGAAGUUGAAGUCGAUAAUCAAUCAUCUGCUGCUGAUGAGUCCAAAGUCAGAGGUCUGCUGGGCAAGGGGAGGUCCAGAACGAUAUUCUUUUUGACACUGAAUAUGGCUCGUGCUCAAAUUCUAUUGAUGAAAGAAGAUGGGACUAAGCUUGCGACUAUGUCACAAGAUAAUUUUUUAACUGAUAUAAAGGUUUUUCCAUCUUCUUUUAGCAUAAAGGCAUCCCUUGGGAACCUGAAAAUAAGCGAUGAUAGUCUUCACAGCAGCCAUAUGUAUUUCUGGGCUUGUGAUAUGAGAAAUCCAGGUGGCAGUUCAUUUGUGGAGUUGGUUUUCAGUUCUUUCAGUGCUGAUGAUGAGGACUAUGCUGGGUUUGAUUAUAGCCUUAUUGGACAGCUUUCAGAAGUAAGACUGGUGUACCUGAAUCGAUUCAUUCAGGAGGUUAUUAGUUACUUCAUGGGCCUUGUUCCUAACAACUCGGUGGACGUUGUCAAAGUGAAAGAUCAAGUCACAGAUUCAGAGAAGUGGGUUAAGACUAGCGAAAUUGAAGGCUCACCUGCUGUGAAGUUGGACCUUUCAUUGAGGAAACCUAUAAUUCUAAUGCCUCGUAGAACAGACAGCCUUGAUUAUCUGAAGCUAGAUAUUGUUCACAUAACUGUCCAGAACACGUUUCAAUGGUUUGGGGGUACAAAAAAAGAGAUGACUGCUGUUCAUUUGGAUAUAAUGACAGUGAAGGUUGAAGACAUAAACUUAAAUGUUGGCAUGGGAACAGAAUUGGGUGAAAGUAUUAUUCAUGAUGUGAAGGGCGUUUGCAUUGUUCUUAGGAGGUCACUUCGUGAUUUGUUACAUCAAGUUCCAAAUACAGAAGUUGCAAUCAAGGUAGAUGAACUGAAAGCCGCUCUCUCCAAUAAAGAGUAUCAUAUUAUUUCAGAAUGUGCAUUGUCUAACUUCUCAGAGACUCCAAAUGCAAUUCCCUCUCUACAAAACACCGCUGUGUCGACUUCUGCUGAUCAUAUGGAUCCUUUAGUUCGUCAAGAUUCAGAAGGUCAUGGAAAUGAAGCUCAAAAUGAACCAGCUUGGAUUUCUAUGAAGGUGUCUGUUGUUGUUGGUCUAGUUGAAAUGUCCCUUCAUUAUGGCAUGGCCAGGGAUGCAUCACUUGCAACACUGCAGGUCAGUGGUCUAUGGGUACUCUACAAAGCUAAUACGCUGGGAGGAGGUCUUCUCUCGAUGACCCUGAAGGGUUUCACUGUGCAUGAUGAUCGUGAGGGGACAGAAGAAGAGCUUAGGCUUGCUGUACGGCAGCCCAAGAGUCUGCGAUACAGUCCUGAUUUAGAGGCUCUCAAUGAGGACAGCCAAAUGGUCACAGAAAAUGUUGUGAAAGAUGAUGAGAUAUUAGGGGUUCCCACAAUGCUAAUUCUUGAUGCUAACUUUAGUCAGUAUUCAACAUCUUUAUCUUUAUGUAUCCAAAGGCCACAAUUGCUUGUUGCACUCGACUUCCUGAUGGCGGUUGCCGAGUUUUUUGUACCUACGGUACGUGGCAUGCUGUCAAACGAUGAGGACGAAAAAUCAUCAUAUGUUGUUGAUGCGCUUGUUCUGGAUAAACCAACUUUUAAUCAAAGCAAUGAGGUGCUCAUACUCUCUCCUCAGAAACCUUUGGUGGUUGAUGACGAAGCUUUUGACCAUUAUACUUAUGAUGGUAGAGGUGGAACUCUGUUGUUACAAGACAGAGAGGGGCAAAUGAUCGUAUCGACAAGUGUGGAAACUAUAAUUUAUAUUGGCAGUGGGAAAAGAUUGCAAUUCAAGAAUGUCACUAUCAAGAAUGGACAAUAUUUAGAUUUGUGUGUUUCACUAGGGUCUAACAGCAGUUACUCGAUUUUGAAAGAUGAUCAAGUUUUCUUGGAAGAGGAAAGUGCCUCACCAAAUACUCAAGAUGAAACUACCAAAAUUUCUUCUUUUCAAAGCAAUUCAACAAGCAGGCCAACAGAAACAUCCAUCGAGUUGCAGGUUAUAAGUCCCGAGCUUACUUUCUAUAAUUCAUCAAAAUAUGUUGGAGAGUCCCCACUCUUCUCUAACAAGUUUUUGCAUGCAAGAUUGGAUGCCUUCUGCAGGCUCGUACUGAAGGGAGAUACAGUAGAAAUGAGUGCGAAUGCUCUUGGUUUAACUAUGGAGAGCAAUGGGAUCAGAAUUCUGGAGCCUUUUGAUACUUCUGUCAAGUUCUCAAAUGCUUCUGGGAAGACAAAUAUUCAUGUUGCAGUUUCAGAUAUAUUUAUGAAUUUUUCAUUCAGCUCGUUACGACUAUUUUUAGCAGUCGAAGAGGAUAUAUUGAAGUUUCUGAGAAUGACAUCCAGGAAAAUGACGGUUGUCUGCUCCGAGUUUGACAAGCUUGGCACAUUUGAAAAUGCCUACAACAACCAAACUUAUGCAUUUUGGCGACCUCAUGCACCACCUGGCUUUGCUAUUCUCGGUGACUACCUGACAGCAAUUGACAAGCCACCGACAAAGGGAGUUCUUGCUGUGAAUACUCGCUAUGUAAAGAUCAAGAAGCCUGAGGCCUUCAAGCUAGUAUGGCCCCUUUCUGAUUCUCAAGGUGUUGACCUCCUUCAGUUUGUACCAAGCAAGGCCCUUGAAGAUGGGGCAGAAAGCUGUUCCAUUUGGUUUCCUGUGGCACCAAAAGGAUAUGCUGCUCUGGGCUGUGUGGUUUCUCCUGGAAGAACACAGCCUUCUGUCUCUUCUGUCUUCUGCUUACAUGCUUCUUUGCUAUCUCCAUGUGCAAUAAGGGAUUGUAUCACAAUCAGCUCUGGUCAUAUGCGGAGUAUGGCCAUGAUAUGUAGUGGCAGUUCUUCUGGAUUGGCAUUUUGGCGUGUGGAUAGUUCUCUUGGUACCUUCCUUCCAGCAGAUCCUGGGACUUUAAGUGUGGUUGGUAGAGCCUAUGAAUUGCGCCAUAUACUUUUUGGCUUCCGUGGAGGAUCUUCAAAAUCAUUGAAGGAUUCUGAGAUUCAAGCGCUUUCUUUUGAUCGUGAUAAUGUUCAAUCAGAGCGGUCAUCAACUGCAACUUCUGGUAGGCGUUUCCAGGCUGUUGCUAGUUUUCGUUUGAUAUGGUGGAAUCAAGGUUCAAAAUCUAGAAAGAAACUAUCCAUAUGGCGUCCUAUUAUUUCUCAAGGGAUGGUAUACUUUGGUGAUAUUGCUGUUAGAGGCUAUGAGCCUCCGAACACAUGCAUAGUUCUUUCUGAAGAUGAUGAGCCUUUUAAAGCUCCUAUUGGUUUUCAAAUUGUUGGGCAAAUAAAGAAACAUAGAGGAGCUGAAAGUAUAGCUUUUUGGGUGCCUCAGGCCCCCCCUGGCUAUGUUUCCUUGGGCUGCGUAGCAUUUAAGGGUACACCAAAGCAAUCUGAUUUUGGCUCUUUGAGAUGCAUGCGCAGCGAUAUGGUCACUGGGGAUGAAUUUUUGGAGGAGAGUAUAUGGGAUACUUCUGAUAUACGGUUCACCAAAGAAUCCUUUAGUAUAUGGGGAGUUGGUAAUGAGCUUGGAACCUUCAUGGUUCGCAGUGGUUUUAAGAAACCUCCCAGAAGGUUUGCUGUAAAGCUUGUAGAUGCUGACACACCAAGUGGUUCAGAUGACACAGUUGUUGAUGCAGAAAUUAGAACGUUCUCUGCUGCACUUUUUGAUGACUAUGGCGGCAUGAUGACGCCGUUGUUCAAUGUAUCGUUGAGCAACAUCGGAUUUAGUCUGCAUAGAAGGCCUGAUUAUUUGAACUCCACUAUUAGCUUCUCAUUAGCAGCCAGGUCAUAUAAUGAUAAACUUGAAGAUUGGGAGCCUCUUGUUGAACCAGUUGAUGGUGUCUUAAGGUAUCAGUAUGAUCUCAAUGUUCCAAGUGCUGCAUCUCAGAUACGGCUGACCACUACAAGAGAUCUUAACAUCAAUAUUACGGUGUCUAAUGCUAAUAUGCUUAUUCAAGCUUAUGCGAGCUGGAAUAAUCUUAGCCAAGUUCAUGAACCGUCUACUGCAAGGGAGGCAAUAUCUCCUUCGUAUGCCGGAACACCUAUCAUUGAUGUUCAUCACAGGAAAAAUUAUUACGUAAUCCCGCAAAAUAAACUUGGGAAGGACAUCUAUGUUAGAGCUACUGAAAUCAAGGGACUUCCACAUGUAAUCAAGAUGCCAUCUGGAGAAAAGAAGCCCUUGAAAGUACCAGUUUCGAAGAACAUGUUGGAUUCCCACUUGAAAGGAAAUCUCUACAAGAAACUCCGAUCAAUGGUGACAGUCGUCAUCUCACAGGCACAGUUUCCUAGAUUAGAAGGACUGGGGUCUCAUCAAUAUGGCAUUGCAGUCUGUCUAACUCCUGACCAAAGCUUCUCCAAUGGCGUGCUUCUUGGUCGACAAAGUGCACGCACGUGUGGUGCCAGCUCCAAUAGUGACGAAGUUUCUGAUCUUGAAUUGGUUACGUGGAAUGAAAUUUUCUUCUUUAAAGCAGAUUCACUGGACGGAUAUAAGCUGCAGUUGGUAGCAACUGACAUGGGGAAAGGUGUUCCUGUCGGAUACUUUUCUUCUUCUUUGAAGGAGCUACAAGGAAUCCAGGAUGAUUCAGCAGGGAAUGGAUUUGAGUGGCUUGAGUUGUCACCGGCCGACUCCACUAAGACAACUCAAGUAGAUACAUCCAAAACCACUUGUGGAAGAAUAAAAUGUGCUGUGCUUGUUUCACCACGAUCAAGAGUAGCAAAAACGGGGAAGGGCUUCACUGGGGACCGAAAUUCGGGUUAUAUACAGAUUAGCCCUACCAGAGAAGGCCCCUGGACCACAGUGAGGCUAAAUUAUGUUGCACAUGCUGCCUGCUGGCCAUUAGGCAAUGCUGUUGUUGCAAGUGAAGUCAUUGUGGAGGAUGGCAAUAGAUAUGUGAAUAUCAGGUCUUUGGUUUCAGUUUCUAACAACACAGAUUUAGUUCUUGAAUUGUGCCUCCAGCUUGAUGCUUCUAAUGAAAAUUUGGAUAACUUAGACAAUGCCAGAAAGGAAUCCUCAAUCGAUGAAAUAAAGACGGACGGAUUUUUUGAAACUGAAAAAUACGAUCCCGCAAUUGGCUGGGUUGGUACUUUUGUUCAAUCUGGCCAUGGCACCCUGGAUGUAAUGGAUGCUGACCAGGAUUCUUUUGGUGUAGUUCUUCCAGUGGGGUGGCAAUGGGUUGAUGAUUGGCAUCUGGACACGUCUGUUAGUCCUGUUAAGCUUGAAAACCACACAAGACAAAGGAGAUGGAUUCGUAACAGGAAAAGAACUUCGCAGGAUGUACAGAAACAGAUUUUUGUUGGAGAACUGAAACCUGGAGAAAGUCUUCCACUUCCACUUUUUGGACUCGUCCAUUCUGGAUUAUAUGUUCUGCAAUUGAGGCCUUCUGCUCUGAAUGAUCGUAAGGAAUAUUCAUGGAGCUCUGUGAUGGAUAAGCAUGUGUUGUCAGAAGAUGUUAAUACACCCAAACAAACUUCUGGUAUCCAUGUCUCAAAUCUGAAUGAAUCUGAGGAACUUCUAUUCUGCUCUGAAAUAAGCGGAUCAUCGUCAAGUAGGUCACAUGGAAUGUGGUUCUGUUUGGCCAUUCAAGCAUCUGAGAUCUCGAAGGACAUUCUUUCUGAUCCUAUUCAGGAUUGGAGUAUUGUAGUGAAGUCCCCUCUCUCUAUUACCAAUUAUCUUCCUCUGAUGGCUGAAUUUUCGGUUCUUGAGAUGCAAACAAGUGGUCAUUUUGUUGCAUGCUCUAGAGGUGUAUUUGCUCCAGGAGAAACUGUGAAGGUCCUGAAUGCUGACAUUAGAAACCCCUUGUACUUUUCACUGCUUCCACAACGGGGGUGGCUGCCAAUACAUGAGGCUGUGCUCUUAUCUCAUCCCUCUGUUGAUCCAGCAAAAACAUUAGGCUUAAGAAGUUCAGUUUCUGGGAGGGUUGUUCAUAUAGUUCUUGAACAGAACUAUGAGAGUGAAAGGCCUUUGGCACCAAAGAUCCUAAGAAUCUAUUCUCCCUAUUGGUUGACAGUUGCUAGAUGUCCACCACUUACUUUUAGGCUUGUUGAUAUGUCCAUAAAAAGAACAAAACGAAGCAUCUCCCUCCCUUUCAAGUCCAGAAAGACAAAUGAAGUAAUCCUAGAGGAGAUUACUGAGGAGGAAUUUCAUGAAGGCCAUACUAUUGCUUCAGCUCUGAAUUUCAAAUUGUGGGGCCUGUCGGCUUCUAUUAGUGACAAUGGAAAUGAUCAUUUUGGGGCUGUUGGAGAUCUUUCUCCACUUGGUGACAUGGAUGGUUCAUUGGGCAUCUCUGCUUAUGAUGCUGAUCAGAACUGCAUGCUUCUCUUCGUAUCUUCAAAACCAACCUCGUAUCAGUCUGUUCCAACAAAGGUGAUCACCGUGCGUCCAUUUAUGACGUUUACCAAUAGACUUGGUCGAGACAUAUAUUUGAAGCUAAGCAGUGAAGAUCCCCAAAAAUUGUUGCGAUCAUCUGAUGUACGAGUCCCCUUUGUUUAUCGUGAGACUGAUGGACCUAGUAAACUUCAGGUCCGAGCGGAAGGCACAGAAUGGUCAUUUCCGGUUCAAAUUGUGAGGGAGGACACCAUAUUUAUUGUUUUGAAGAAGGAAGAUGGUACUCAAGAUAUUUUGAGGACCGAAAUUCGAGGUUAUGAAGAGGGAUCGCGCUUUCUUGUUGUAUUCCGUUGUGGACCAAAAGAUGGUCCCAUUAGGAUUGAAAACAGAACAAGUAGCAAAGUUGUAAGAAUUCGCCAGUCUGGUUUUGGUGCUGAUGCUUGGAUCCGAUUAGAACCUCGUGCGAGUACCAAAUUCUCCUGGGUGGAUCCAUAUGGUGAAAAGUUUAUAGAUACUGAGGUGCAUAUCAAUAAUCAGGUUUCGCUAUGUAAACUAGAUAUGGAUAGGUCUGGAGCUUGUUUAGAAUGUGGUGAAGGAACGGGAUUGCUCUUCCAUGUGGUAGAAAUGGGUAAUAUCAAGGUUGCUAGGUUUGUCGAUGACAGGACAUCAGGAUCACAAUCAGAUGGACUUGGUAGAUCCUUGACAUCUUUUGAAAAUUGGAGGAGCGCCAACAUGCCGAGCAUAGAACAGGAAAAUGCAGCUCCUUUGGAGCUAAUAGUUGAAUUCGGAGUCGUUGGGGUGUCUCUUGUCGACCAUAGACCAAAAGAGGUCUCUUACCUUUACUUGGAAAGGGUUUUUGUAUCUUAUUCAACUGGCUAUGAUAGUGGGGCCACAAGCAGGUUCAAGCUGAUACUAGGUCAUUUGCAGCUUGACAAUCAACUUCCUUUGACAUUGAUGCCUGUCCUUUUGGCACCUGAAGAAGCCUCUGAUAUGCAUCAUCCAGUUUUCAAAAUGACUAUUACAAUAUGCAAUGAGAACCCUGAUGGUAUAGAGGUCUACCCAUAUGUCUACAUACGGGUAACUGACAAAACUUGGACAUUGAACAUUCAUGAGCCAAUAAUCUGGGCUUUCGUAGAGUUCUUCCGGAAUCUUCAACUUGAUCGUAUCCCCCAAAGUUCAAGUGUGGCACAAGUUGAUCCAGAGAUACAUGUCAACCUGAUAGAUGUUUCAGAAGUUCGGCUAAAGUUAUCUUUGGAGACUGCACCAGCUCAAAGACCUCAUGGAGUGCUAGGUGUCUGGAGUCCCAUACUAUCAGCAGUUGGAAAUGCAUUUAAACUUCAGCUCCACCUGAGGAAAGUAAUGCACCGAGACCGAUACAUGAGAAAAAGUUCUGUUGUUCCUGCCAUUGGUAACCGCAUCUGGAGAGAUCUUAUCCAUAAUCCCUUGCAUUUAAUUUUUUCUGUGGAUGUGUUGGGUAUGACAAGCUCCACAUUGGCUUCUUUAAGUAAAGGAUUUGCUGAGCUCUCAACAGAUGGACAGUUUCUGCAACUGCGCUCAAAGCAGGUGUGGUCAAGAAGGAUAACGGGGGUAGGGGAUGGAUUUUUACAAGGGACAGAAGCUCUUGCACAAGGUGUUGUUUUUGGGGUUUCUGGCGUAGUGAGAAAACCUGUUGAAAGCGCCAGACAGAAUGGUCUUCUUGGGCUUGCUCAUGGACUUGGGAGAGCCUUCCUUGGAUUCGUAGUACAACCAGUGAGUGGAGCACUGGAUUUCUUUUCAUUGACUGUCGAUGGAAUUGGUGCAAGUUGUUCGAGGUGCCUAGAAGUUAUAAAUAACAAGACCAUCAUACACAGGAUUAGAAAUCCACGGGCUAUUCGUGCUGACAAUGUCCUUAGAGAGUAUUGUGAGAGAGAAGCUGUUGGGCAGAUGAUGCUUUACCUUGCGGAAGCCAGUCGUCGGUUCGGAUGUACCGACAUAUUUAAGGAGCCGUCUAAAUUUGCAUGGUCUGAUCUCUAUGAAGAUCAUUUCAUUGUUCCAUACCACAGGAUCGUUUUGGUAACUAGCAAGCGAGUCAUGUUGCUUCAGUGUCUGGCUCCCGAGAAGAUGGAUAAAAAACCAUGUAAAAUCAUGUGGGAUGUGCCAUGGGAAGAUCUCAUGGCACUGGAGUUGGCAAAAGCUGGUAAUCCAAGACCUUCUCAUUUAAUCCUUCAUCUCAGAAACUUCAAAAGAGCAGAGAACUUUGUCCGGGUCAUCAAGUGUAGUACUGAAGAAGAAUCUGAGGGAAGAGAUCCCCAAGCUGUUAGGAUAUGCUUGGUGGUGCGUAAGAUGUGGAAAGCUUAUCAGUCUAGCUUGAAAAGCCUAAUACUGAAGGUCCCUUCUAGCCAGAAGCAUGUGUCUUUCGCUUGGAACGAGACUGAUUGGAGGAACUCUCGUAAUCAGAACAAAUCCAUCUUAAAGUCGAGAGAUUUCUUGUCCCCAAGGUCUACUUCUGAUAAGGGCAGUUUUGUUAAAUAUGUUAUCAACUUUGUGAAAGUCUGGACCAGCGAUCAAGAAUUGAAAGGGCACCGCACAAAGAAUGUAAACAUCUCAACCGUAGUUUGUCUAUUUUCGCUGUUUGUUUGCAAAGAUGUUACAUGGAUCACGCUAUCUUGCUUUUCUCUUGGUCAGGUUGUAGAAGAUAGAGGAAUAUGCAGCAUCUGGCGGCCAAUCUGCCCAGAAGGGUAUAUCUCAGUUGGGGAUAUAGCUCGUAUUGGAACCCAUCCGCCAAAUGUUGCUGCAGUAUAUCAGAACACAGACAGACUAUUUGCACUCCCUUUGGGCUAUGAUUUGGUUUGGAGAAACUGUGCUGAUGAUUACAUGAGUCCGGUAUCGAUUUGGCGACCACGACCUCCAGAAGGCUAUGUUUCUGUUGGUUGUGUUGCCAUUUCCAGUUUUACAGAGCCAGAACCCAAUGUUGUCUACUGCAUUGCGGAAUCAAUUGGCGAGGAAACGACAUUUGAAGAAGAGCAGGUGUGGUCUGCACCAGAGUCGUACCCUUGGACUUGUUGCGUUUAUCAAGUGUGCAGUCCGGCCCUUCAUUUUGUAGCGUUACGGCAGCCGAGGGAGGAAGCAGGAUGGAAGCCUAUGAGAGUGAUGGAUGACUCCUCUCGUACGUCAGAAGCGUCAUCAUCGUCAGUGCGUGGUCAUUGAUAUCCAUUUCACUGUUUAUGUAAACAAGAAAACUGUGUCUGCUUGCUGCUGUUUGAGUUUUAGAGGCGAAUUUUGUCCAGGAAAGGGAAUCGGAUUUAAAGCAGAGAAUAAUGUAAGGGUAUAUCGUAUAAAUCUGGUUUAUGAGUUGUUUUAACAUCAUUUUGGUAAAUGAGAAGAGAAAAACUUGC
This is a messenger RNA of Cynara cardunculus var. scolymus (artichoke), 13491 nucleotides long. RefSeq lists its product as uncharacterized. The record is from RefSeq and is a predicted model, not a curated record. Gene Ontology annotation, cellular component: extrinsic component of membrane. NCBI's taxonomy places the organism in Eukaryota, Viridiplantae, Streptophyta, Magnoliopsida, Asterales, Asteraceae. The transcript has 64 exons. The coding region runs from base 197 to 13303 and encodes 4368 amino acids. Gene Ontology annotation, biological process: protein retention in Golgi apparatus; protein targeting to vacuole.